GCGUACAUGACGUUCGGCGAAAAACUAAAAAAAAGAAGAAGAAGAAAUAGGAGGCUGUCAGACGUUAGUGAAAAAGAGAUUUUUCCGUGAAAAAGGCCGCUUUUCCUCGCAAUUUGUGCCCAAAAUCCAACAAUAGCACCCCUCAAAGAGAAUGGUGUUAUGAGAUUCUCCUGGUGCCCACAGAGAGAAUCCACGUGAAAGUCCCCAAAUUCGACCAAACAGAGAAACAUGAUCCCCAAGGAGAACAUUGACCUGGAGUGCUUCCUCGUGACCAAGCACUCGUGGAAGGGGAAGUACAAGAGAAUCCUGGGUGUAGGUACAACUGGGGUGUCCACCUACAACCCAGACAAAUUUGACCUGACCAACCGGUGGCCCUACAGCGAUGUGGUCAGUGUUGUGCCCAAUAAAACGGGCAAUAUCCAUGAAUUCCAGCUGUCUGUGCGCAAGGAGAAGAAACUGGACACCAUCAAGCUCUCCUCGGAGUUUCGCAAUGAAAUCCUCACGUCCCUACUGCGAUUCCACAAGGAAUUCGCCGAACGGAUGAAGCCGGUGCAGAAGUAUCAGGCUUACAAGCAUCACUGGUCAGGCAUUGAUCUGCCCAUUGUCCUGGAGGUCACUCCAUAUUCCCUGGAUCAACUAGAUCCGGCCACGGAGACCGUCAUGGCCAGUUACUGCUACAAAGACAUCGAGGGCAUUAUCGACACUUCUGAUUGUUUCUCAGGCAUUCAGGAUUACGAUGGAGGAAUUGUUGUUGCUUGUGGUGGUUUUAGUCGCAUUCAUCUCUUUAAGGCACUCAAUCACCAUGAAAUUGUGCAGAAUAUUGCACAGUGUUCAGCACAAUUUCUUGGUUUUGAGGUCAAAGUGCUGCAGAGUCAGAUAACAAUGGAGAGAUUUGAGAAGGAGCGCUUUGGAACUUAUUCAGGGGAUCACUGUCAGACAUCAAUGUCAGAAUUUUUGGUGCAGAAAAUAACCCCAAGGCAUUCAGAGCCAACAAGGAGGACACUAUGUCUCACAGAGACGACAAUCCUGGAGAGAGAUCCACAAACUUAUACCAUUUGCACUUUGAGACCUCUGACGGAGAUUUUUGCUCUGGUCAGAGAUCGAGAGAAUAUUCAGAUGUUCUGUAUUGAGUACAGAAAUGGAUUGGUCAGGACUUACUUGACUAAUGAUCGAGAUUCUCUCCUUGCGACCCUUCUGGACGCUGUGAGAUCCUGUGGGAAUCAAGAUGUUCAUGUUAGGAUCUCCAGGACUCCCAGGGGAAAGAGGGUGGGUCCAUUGAAUCAUCCAGUUGAUGAGGAGACAGAAGGACAUCUCCUGCGAUACGUAAUCAAUAACAUUCAGAACACUCAGAAGCGUAUGGAAAUCCUAGAACGCUUCAAUGCCAACAUUCCCUAUUCCGGACUCAAUUACAGCGUCACGCAGGAUAGUUUAUUUGCUGAGAACAAGGAACGCCUCAUUGUUCAGGCUCUCCAGGCUCUCAGUCAGAAAGAAGUCGAUGGAGGUGCUCAAAUGACAAAUCUCGAAGUUGAAGCAACUUUUCAUGCACUAAGACGUCUGCUGGCCAGCAAAGUAGGCUUUGCUUCCUUCACAAAUUUGCCAGGAUUCCGGGAGGCCAUCGGUGUGAAAGUUGUAGCUUCUCUCAGGCGAAAUGACUUGGCUGUAACUUAUGCUGCCAUCGAUAUGAUUAAUUCCCUAAUGCACUCGAUGAAUGCGGAUUUUGACCUGAAGCAAGAACAACUGAACAAAUUCUCACUGCUCUCCUCAAAGUCCUUCCUGGAGAGUUUGCUAGAAAUGUGGACAGGACAUGCGAAUCUUGGCAGUGGAGCUUUAGUGCUCUCAGCCAUGUUGGACUUCCUGACAUUCGCUCUUUGCGUCCCGUACAGCGAGACGACAGAUGGCAAACAGUUUGACAUUCUGCUUGAAAUGGUGGCUUCACGAGGUCGUUCUCUCUUCAGGCUCUUUCAGCAUCCAUCCCUGGCGAUUGUCAAGGGAGCUGGCCUGGUGCUGAGAUCGCUAAUUGAGGAGGGAGGACCUCAGGUGGCCAAUCAGAUGCAAACUCUAGCCCUGGAUGAGGCAGCUCUCUGCCGGCAUCUCCUGAUCGCUCUGUAUACCUCAAGCAAUGAUCCCACAAUGGCCACUCAUCGGCAAUUGUCGAGGCAUUUGGUUGGUUUGUGGAUCACAGACAACGAAGAUGCCAUGCAUUUGUUGCAGAGGAUUUUCCCAGCAGGAUUACUGAUGUUCCUGGAGAAUGAGGAUGAAGUGCCCAAGGGAGAUGUUGAGGAGGAUAAAUUGAAUUUCCGGGAUAAUCUCAAAUUAGCCAUUCAGCAUUCGAGUAAAGGGGCGAGGAGUGUGAUUGAGAAGCAUUUGGAGGGUAUUAAACAUUGGGGCCUUAAUUUGAUAGACAGGCAGGAGAAGGUGAAGCAGGCCAUGAAGAAUAGGCCCAUAGUCCUGAGGAAUAGGCGGCAGAAGAAGAAAACGACGGAGAGUGUAAUGAAUCUGCCGCUAUUUUUCUAUCAAUUUCAACAGAAUCACUCGAUGCCCAAUUUAAUCUGGAACCACAAAACAAGGGAAGAGCUAAGGGCGGCUCUGGAAAACGAACUGAGGCAGUUUUCGCAGGAUAAGGAUCUGUCUGGGAAUAUUUUAGUGGCGUGGAAUUAUGAGGAAUUUGAGGUUCAGUAUCAAUGUCUGGCGGAUGAGAUAAAGAUAGGGGCGUACUAUAUUCGAUUGAUUCUGGAGCGGGAUGAUUGGCCACAGAAUCUGGUGACGGAUCCCAUUGAGUUGUUCAAUGCCCUGUACAGAAGGGUCCUCUGCCGGAAUCGAGUGAACGAUGAUCAAUUGACUGUGACGUCACUUCAGGCUCUGGCCAAGGUUUACAGGAGGUACCACGAGGAGAUUGGAUACUUCAGUGACAUGUCCUACAUCCUUCAGAUGCUGGACAGGUGCCUGUCUCCGGCUCUGAGGGAUGCUCUGCUGAACCUUGUGAGGAAUCUUGUUCUGAACAAGGCCAAUUGUCGUCCACUGACGGAUCAUGUCAAUUGUCUCGUGGACCUGAUCAGUCUGGCACAUUUGCAUCGAGGGAGAGCUCUGCCCAAUACCAAGACAAAUGUCAUUGAAGCUGGUCCGAAUAUGACGCAGUACGAGGAGAAGGAUUGGUACUACAAUGUGGAGAAGGAGGGAGAGAAACCGGAGAGAUGUGGUCCGGUGACUUUUGGGGAUCUCAAGGAAUUGUGGAAGAAGGGAGUUUUGAAUCCAAGGACUAGAUGUUGGGCAAUUGGAAUGGAUGGUUGGAGGUCUCUGCAGCAGAUUCCGCAGCUGAAAUGGUGUCUGAUGGCCAAGGGGUCUGCCCUGUACAAUGAGACAGAAUUGGCAUCCUUGGUUCUGGACAUUCUCAUCAAAUGCACAAGUUUCUUCCCGAGUCGUGCUCGAGAUGGAGCUGCUGUGUUGAUUCCGGGUCCUAAACUCUCGCGGAAAUUGUCAGAAUUCAUCUGUCUCCCUCACAUUGUCCAGGUUUGUCUGACGCAUGAUCCUGGACUGUUGGAGAGAGUGGCAACGUUGCUGUGUCAGAUCAUGGAGGAUAAUCCCGAAAUGCCCAAAGUCUACCUCACAGGAGUCUUCUACUUCAUGCUAAUGUACACUGGAAGCAAUAUUUUGCCCAUUGCGCGAUUCCUCAAGAUGACGCACAUGCGUCAGGCAUUCCGGGGCGAAGAGACAUCCCAAUUGGGCAUCAUGCACAGGAGUAUCCUGGGGCAACUUCUGCCCGAAGCAAUGGUAUGCUUCCUGGAGAAUCACAGUGCAGAGAAGUUUGCAGAGAUUUUCCUCGGAGAAUUCGAUACGCCUGAAGCAAUUUGGAAUUCAGAAAUGAGACGAUUGCUCAUUGAGAAGAUCUCCGCUCAUAUUGCUGACUUUACUCCGCGCCUGAGAGGUCACACAAUGGCUAGGUAUCCGUAUCUGGCCAUUCCCAUCAUCAGCUACCCGCAGCUGGAAAAUGAACUAUUCUGUCACAUUUUCUACCUGAGGCAUCUCUGUGACACAGUAAAAUUCCCCAAUUGGCCCAUUCCGGAUCCCGUUCAGCUGCUAAAGCACACUCUGAUCGCCUGGAGGAAUGAAGUGGAGAAGAAACCACCACAAAUGACAGUUCAGCAGGCUUAUGAGGAUCUAGGGAUUGACCUGACAAAGACACCAAACCCAGAAGAAUCCCAGGUGAGAAAGAGCUACUAUAGAUUGGCCCAGCUCUAUCAUCCGGACAAGAAUCCAAAGGGUCGGGAUAUUUUUGUGCGAGUCAAUCAGGCUUAUGAGUUCCUCUGUGCUAGAACAGCCAUGACAGAUGGUCCAAGUCCAAGCAAUAUUGUACUGAUUCUGAGGACACAGUCAAUCCUCUUUGAUCGGUAUGCUGAGGAAUUGAGACCGUACAAGUAUGCGGGAUAUCCGCAAUUGAUAAAAACAAUACGGCUUGAGACGAAGGAUGAACAGUUGUUUUCGAAGUCUGUGCCACUUUUGAGUGCAGCAGCUGAAUUGUGCUAUCACACAGUUCACUGUUCGGCAUUGAAUGCGGAAGAAUUGAGGCGGGAGGAGGGUAUUGAGGCACUGUUGGAGGCUUAUUCGAGAUGUGUGUCAAUUAUGGGGGUGGAUUCUAAGCCGGAAUCUCUGCACUAUCAGGUCAUUUCGAAUAUAACGAUGUGCUUUGAGGUGGCGUGCAAUUUUGAGAAUUGCAAGAAGAAGAUUCUGGAGUUGCCGCAGCUCGUGGUGGAUGUUUGUCGGGUGGUGUACUUUAAGCAUUCACUUUCGGUGGGAUUGGUCACGAGUUUAGCGGCUAAUAAUCUCGAUUUGCAGUGCAAUUUGGUGAAGAAUGGGGUUCUGUGGUCACUCCUUCUCUUUAUGUUUGACUAUGAUUACACGUUGGACGAGAGCGGAGUGGCUACGGAUGAAAAGUCAAAUAAUCAGAAAGUGGCCAAUAAUCUGGCAAAGCUUGCAAUAUUGGCAUGUGUCUCUCUGGCUGGGUAUGAGAUGACAAAUUUGGCAAAGCCUAAAAUAUCCCAAACACCUCCCCCACCUCCCAUUCAGCAAAAACCGAAUAAUACGGCCAAUUCAAACUAUCAAGGAGGCACAAAUCUUGCCCUCAGAAGCACCUACAAUACCCAAGCUAGAAACCUCCUCCAGGACAAGUCAAAGGGGAACUUUAAGUCUUAUGUGGAGGAAAAAGUUGAUGAUUCUGUGGCUGAGGAGGCUCUUCCUGAGGAAGAGAAGAAAGCCGAAACAGUUGAAGAUGAACGAAAGUAUGCAAUAAGUGGACAGGCUGAAAAUGUUGUGGUAAAAAAGAUUCUCGAUAAGCUCGUGACACCAUUUGUGGCCAAUAAAUUCUCCACGGAUCCCGAUCGGGAUGUCCUCAAAAUGUUGACAUCAAACACGAGAAAUCCCUACUUGAUCUGGGACAAUGGCACGAGAGCACAAUUAAUUGAUUUUCUGGAAUAUCAAAGGACAACAAGUUCCAAAGAACAAUACGAAGAUAUAACGGAUAUCUACAGCAUUGUUGAAGGAUUCAGCUUUGAUGCUCACAAGGACGAACUGACGAUUGGAGGAAUAUUCAUAAGGAUUUACAUCGAAAUGCCAACAUUUCCUAUCAUUAAUCCCAAAACUUUUGUCAUUGAUUUGCUUGAAUUUCUCAAGCAAGGCUACAAUUUCCUCCUUGGUCAGCGACAAAUUUCACGUAAACCCCUAACACCUGCCCAAAUGAUGACGUCUACUGUCCCCUUGCGUCCUAUUCGGGUGAACAGUGGUGCAGGGGGUAAGCCAAAGAGUCCGGAGAUUGAUGGUGUCCUCACGGAGUAUGCCAAAUCGAGGACGAAAAAGUCUCUGGCUGAGGAACAUCAGCAGAGUGCCAAGUAUGACUUUGCAGCCAAUCCGAAUGCCCUUGAGCACAUUGUAAUGGUGCUAAAGGCAUUGAUUGCUGUGAUAAAGUCCAAUCCAAAUGUUGAGAUUCAGUGUAUUGGGCACUUUGAUAUGCUUUUUGGGUUUCUGUCGAAGAAUCUCUGUGAUCAGGAUGGGGUGAUAAAGUCACUGGCAUUGGAGAUUGUGUCUCUGGUGUCGAGGAAUAAGGAAUGUGUGAGUGAUAUUGCAGCAUGUGAGAUUCUUGGGCAUUUCCUCGUGGCCAUGAAGGAUAGGGAUUUGACAGAGUUGCAAGUGAAGGUUCUGGAGACUCUGAGUGGUCUGAUAAAUGCCCAGCAGAUGGUGAAGGAGGCUCAAAUGAAGGGAUCUGUGAUUUAUCUGUUGGAUUUGUUCUGUAACUCAAGGCAUCCCAAUAUCCGGGAAACUGCUGCAGAAAUCCUGGCUAAAUUGACAGCUGAUAAACUCAGUGGACCCAAAGUUAGGAUUUCUGUCUGCAAAUUCCUCCCAGCUGUCUUCCUGGACGCCAUGAUUGACUCUCCGGCCAUUUCGGUGCAAAUGUACGAAUCUACGCAUGAACAUCCCGAACUAAUUUGGAAUGACAAGACCAGGGAUCGUGUCAGUGAUGCUGUGACAGAAAUGGCCAGUACUUUCUACGUGCAGCAAAAGGAGAAUCCCAAAUUACUUUGGAAGGAUCCAGAAAUGCUCCAGGACAUUGUGACAAAUGAACUGGUAGUUUCCGGAGUCUACCUUAGGCUCUAUGUGGCCAAUCCGGGAUGGACUCUACGGAAGCCCAAGCAAUUCCUCUCAGAUUUGCUGGACUUUGUCGUUGAGAAUAUCAGCAAAAGUGGUGGAGAGAAGCAGAAGGAAGUGCUCGAUGUAUCAACGUCUGCCUUAGUUUCACUUCUAAAUGCCCAACCAAAUCUGGCCGAUGCCAUUCCAGUUCUUGGCCACAUCCCCAAAUUCUUUCGUCAAUUGUCUAUUCAACCGAAGAGUGCUUUAACUGUUCUACAUCAAUUAUCACUUUCAGAUAUUUGUGUGGCUGCAAUUGCGCAGACAGAAUGCAUUGAAUCACUGAAGAAAUGCAUGGAAAAUAACAGGGAACUCACGGCGACAACUUGUGAGACAUUGAGUCGUAUGUUUAAAUGUCAGCAUGAUUCGCUCAUAAGGCAGUCGUUGGAGUGUAAAUUGAUUCCAUAUCUGCUGAAUUUGCUCACCGUGAGGCUGGAAUUGGGUGAGAAUCCGGCAAUGGUGAAGGCACAAAUUGUGGCAGCUCUCAAAGCAAUGACCAACAAUCUCAAUUACGGUGAUCGUGUCAAUGAGAUUCUCAAUGGGAGUUCUGUCUGGGCUGAAUUCCGGGAUCAGAAGCAUGAUCUCUUCAUCACAGACACCAAUAUUCGGGGAUAUUUGACCGGAGUAAAUUCAACAGCUGGAUACCUAACUCAGGGUCCAACAAACAAUGUUGAAGUACUUACUUCACCGCCACCCAUCGAUCGAGAUGAUCCUCUGGCCAGAAAUUCAAUUGAAUAAGUGAGUGUAUAGUAUACUAAAUUAAGGGAUUUCUAGUGUAAAAAGAAAAAAAAAACAUUUUCCUAGAAGUAGUCCCUUUUUGCACAGCCAGUGUGUUUAUUUGUGGUAUUUAGUCCUUCACGAAAAGAAAUACCACAAUUAUGUAAAAUUAUGUGAUAUACUUACAUAGAUAUUUUAUACAUAAAAAAUAAAAGGAGAAAAAGCAAAAAAAUUCUCGAAGAAAUAUCAACGAGAAUAAGGUAAAAAAAAGCGGCGAUGAAAUGAUAACGACACUAUCAAAGAAAAUAAAAGAAAUUAUAUCAAUAACUUUCUAUAAUUAUUUUUUCAUACACAUGUUAAGUAAGAGAGAGAGAGAGAGAUGAAAGAUUAGCAUGUAUAAAAAAGAAAUUGCUAAAAACAAUAAUAAUUAAUUUACAUUUAGAAAAAGAUAAUGAAGAACAAAGAGAAAAAAACAAAAUCAAGUAUUAGUGUGAAAUUUUUGGAGAUUUUACUCGUGAUUUGGAUUUUUAGUUAAGUUUUUCGCACUAAAAAUCACAAUCAAGUUUAAAAUUACUUUUGAUUUUUGCUAAUUGAAAAGAAUAAAGAGAGAUACACUAUGAUAAAAAAAA
Messenger RNA from Phlebotomus papatasi, 8018 nucleotides. RefSeq names its product dnaJ homolog subfamily C member 13 (gene Rme-8). Gene Ontology annotation, cellular component: endosome membrane. The record is from RefSeq and is a predicted model, not a curated record. The transcript has 10 exons. Lineage: Eukaryota; Metazoa; Arthropoda; Insecta; Diptera; Psychodidae. Gene Ontology annotation, biological process: receptor-mediated endocytosis; regulation of early endosome to late endosome transport; endosome organization. The coding region runs from base 229 to 7410 and encodes 2393 amino acids.